Leishmania braziliensis MHOM/BR/75/M2904 is the source of this 7314-nucleotide messenger RNA. It is a transcript of the gene TOR2, whose product is annotated as putative target of rapamycin (TOR) kinase 2. Gene Ontology annotation, cellular component: TORC2 complex; nucleus; TORC1 complex. Lineage: Eukaryota; Euglenozoa; Kinetoplastea; Trypanosomatida; Trypanosomatidae. The coding region runs from base 1 to 7314 and encodes 2437 amino acids. Gene Ontology annotation, biological process: TOR signaling; negative regulation of macroautophagy. The record is from RefSeq and is a predicted model, not a curated record. Gene Ontology annotation, molecular function: protein-containing complex binding; protein serine/threonine kinase activity; protein binding. The transcript has a single exon.
AUGUCGUCCGUUGACUCGGAGAGACUGGCGGCCUCCAUCCGCGCACUCGCCAGCAGCCGCGACGAGCGCAUCGCCUUCGUGACAGAGGGGGUGAAGCAGGCGAAGGAGUUGCAGGGCAAAAGUGUGCAGGAGUAUGAAAUGGUCGUUUCCUCACUGCUGAUGUGCCUGGAGAGCUUUGAGGUGGUGCACGGCACGUCGGUUGAUGUGUUUUGCGAACUCACUGUGCUUGACAUUCUGCUGAGCCUAGACCUAUCCGUCAUCCAGCUGUCGCAGUGCAACAGCUACUUGCGCCUUUGUCUCAUGGCGGUGAAUGAGAUUCCCGUCGCUGUUGCAGCCGCCAAGACGUUCGCGCAGACGCUCAGCUACAGCAUGACAACAGACUUUGUGCGGACUCAAAUCGGAGAGACGCUCGAGUGGAUUGCGCUGUCCGACGCCAAGUCACAGCCUCGUCGUAUUUGUAGCAUUUUGGUGCUCACGGAGGUGGCGUUGCGCAUACCAAUGGUGAUUCUGCCGCGCCUCUCUGAGGUGUUUGACAGGGUUUGGGAUUGCCUGGCGGAGCACGAUGAGGAGGUCCGCUCGCGUGCUUUGAGUCUCUUCACGCUAUGCGCAAAGCUGUUGGUCAACCGCCCCGCCACUAUCCGUGCUGAAACCUGCGACACAUUGAUGUCACACCUGAAAGCCAACCUCGUCUCAAAAUCGAAGGACAAACGCAUUGCCGGUCUUCUUGCAUUCGAGCCUAUCGUGAUCAACUCGAUCGGCACCAGCAGCGUUCGUUACGAAGAUCUCUCCGCCCUUCUAGCCCCGUACAUCAUGGGAGACGGAGCGAACGUCAACGCCGACAUUAGCGGGCUCCUGUGCCGCUGUCUGGUGGUGCUCUGCCGCUUCAGCGCACCACAGUUUGUCACCAAACAGCUCAAGGACACCGUGCGCUUUGCGCUGGACUCCAUCAACCGCAACACAGGGCGGAACACCGCCUUCGACAUGCUCUCAGAGAUCAUCCCGAUUGUAGGCAAGGCAGAGUUUGCGCCGUUUGUGGAGGACACGUGUGAAGUUAUCAAGAACAUUUUCGUGCAAUCCCCGAGCCCGUGCUGGAAGGCGCUGCAGUGCUUCUGUAUAAUUUGCAGAGAUUGCAGGCCGUCCAAGAUGGAGACGUAUGUAGACUCGUGCAUCGAAAGCGUCUUUGGGUGGGGACUUUCCGCGGAGCUGAUCGAGUGCAUGCGCACUAUCAUCGAGUCAUCUGGCGCCCAGUACCGCGCAAAACUGGAAGAGUCACUGCUGGACAUGAUUUCCGUCACACUAUGCGGUCUGCCAUUUCGGCAGCAGAUCAACGCACCGCGCGUUAGUGGGAGCUCUGCGGAUGUUGGCGCCUCCGAGUAUCAGAUCUCUGUCGCCCUCAACGCCCUCAAACAGUUCGGUUUCUCCAACUCGGAGCUCAUGGGUGACUUUCUGCGAGUCUCGGUGCUGCCUUUCAUCGACAACAGCAGCGUCGCUGUGCGUAACGCGGCCAUCUAUACCAUUGUAAAGCUCCUCAUUCCCCCUGGUGAGAAAGGCGACCUCAGCAUCGCGCGGCGCAUGUGCGUAAACACCAUCAUUACGCGCAUGCUGGUUGUCGGGUUGUCGGACCCCAACCCCGUGGUGCGUCAUACCAUUCUAAGUGCUUUUACAGAGAACUUUUAUCCAUACCUUAGUGAGCAGCAGUAUCUCUUUCGUUUCUACUCGGCCCUGGGUGACGAGUCAAUCAACUGUCGCGUGGCGGCGACAGAGCAGCUGUGCCAGAUGAUCCGCUACGACCCAUCUCACAUUCUACCUGCGCUACGUGAGGAAAUGGUCGUGAUUCUGAACUUCAUCACGUCUACCUUCAAUAUGGACACCGUCCAAAACGGCUUCCGCCUCCUCGCCGCAAUCGCAACGCGCGCGCCGCAGAUCGUGGUGAACUUCACGGACGGGAUUUGCGAGGCGCUCCUGCCGUACUUUAGCACUCUUUCUGCCCGUUCCGGCAUUCUCUUGUCGUUCCUGCACUGUUGCACAGCCGUCGCGGCGGCGAUCAGGAAGUUUGGCAGCACCCUUCUCUCCUCCCAACGGGAGGUUGCCCUCGUGUGCGAGCUGCUGGAAAGCUUGCCGACUGACCGGUCUUACCACGUCAUCCGACUUGCUUGCCUCCGCUUCCUCUCGGCAACCCUGGCGCCGCUCAUGGAAGGCACCUCGCCGUACGUGCUGUACCCUCGGCUUUUCCAGCAACUCUGCACGGUGCUGCACAAAACAGAAGAGAGCAUUGACAUUCGUCUUGAAGCGCUGCGGUGCAUUGGAGUCAUCGGUGCGCUGGACUCACACGUGUUCCAGUCCGUCAAUCUCAGCGAGGAGAAGGCGGAUGGGGUGAGCGCCGUUGUGGUGGACCGUGUGACCCACGUGAAGUGCUGCCGUAUUGUACUCCGCUCCGUGGCAGCGCUGCUGGACCCCGAGAGUAAGCGCUCCGCCGGAGCGCGGGAAGGACUGCUGCGCACCGGUGUGCAGACGAUGCUGAACAUUUUUGAGCACGUGCCGUGCUCCAAGAGUGAAAUUAGUCUGGUGAUUGGGCCCCUGGCCCGCGUCAUCCGUCAGCUGCCUGGCGGCCGCCUCUUUGCCACCGUGCUCUUCGAGUUCUGCAACAUCAUCCGCUACGCCGGUGUGAUGGUACUCAACGACGCGAGUGAGAUUUACAGCGUCUUUGACAGCGUCUGGGAGUUUCAGGUAAACUACCGGUUUCUGGCCGUGCGCAUGCUCUCGUUUGUCGCCAACUUCGAGGGCUCCGGCAAUCGGCACUAUGGCCAGCAGCAUUCACGCAUCCUGCCUCAACUCUUCGAUACGCUUAACCGUACUGAACUGCGCCCCGACCUCAAGUACGCCGUGCUUGAAUACAUUGUGCGCCACAUCGACGCACUGCAACCGUGCACGGAGGCGGUGGUGGAUAACCUCCUCGGCGCCAUCCAGAACCCAGAGAAUCCGCUCGACUUUGUGAACCACUGCGUUGUGGCUCUUAAGGAGGUCUGCCUCAAACUGUAUGUGGAUGAGCUUGUCGGCGCCAUCGUACGCUGCCUGCUGACAUGCCUCUCCGUCGACCUCGCGCGCAAGACACGUGGACGUGACAGCGUUGCGCUUUGUAACAACAUCAUGGGCGUAUUUUGCGUUUUGAUCGAGGAGAUGCAGGGCGAUUUCCUCAAGCACUCGACCUACAUCAUUCAAGCUUUGAAGAAUUACCGCAUCACCAACACUGAGUUUGGAGUAAUGAACAACCGCGUCGCCACCGGUCUCCGCUGUGCACGCAGCCCAGCCUCGAUCCAGCACCAAAACGCGGAGGUGGCAGCGCUGCUGAAGACGUGUGAAUCCGUCGUGAUGAAGAGCAUGUCUCGCGUGGGCGAGGUCUGGAGCUACGCGAACCUCAACGACGACAACGCCAAUUCCGUGCUGGCAGAGGACCGUACCAUGCCCAUCAACGAGCAGCGCCUCAUCAACCCCAUGAAGGUUGUGCCCCUCACAAAGGAAGAGUGGGUCAAGUGGGCAGACCAGUUCGCCAUCACGCUGCUGCAAGAGUCCCCGUUUCAGGUCUUCCGCUGCACGGCAGUACCUAUCGGCAUCAACGCAGCUCCGCUAGUGGAGAAAUCGACGCAGUUUGUUCAAGACACGCUGCAGAUCGCUUUCCGCUCCAUGUGGAAUUACGCAAGCUCGGCACUGCAAGCCGCUAUCACGGACUUUUUCCGGCAGUCGUUUCGUCAAGCGAUGAUGUCGACUGCUGUCCCGGGCGAAGUGGUGACGACGCUGCUUGGUAUUGUGGAGUACAUGGACCACGUUGGGGAAGCCUUGUUCAUCUCGUACAAUGACCUUUCCGAGUGCGCGUGGAACCGUGGGAUGUUGGCCAAGGCACUUUUCUGGCGCGAGGCUGCCUACCGCGACGAUCCCGUCGGCACUGUAGAGUCGCUCAUCUCCCUCUACAGUGAACUGCACAUGGUGGACUCCUCAGUUGGCAUCUUGAACAUGGCGAGCGAGGAGCAGCGACGCAGCCUGCUCCAGACGAGUCUGGUGAAGCUCGCUCGCUACACGGAGGCUCUCAAGCUGACGCAGAAGGAGCUAGACCUGGACGCUGCCUCGACGGAAGCGAAAAGCUCGGAGAACGUCUCCAAGGGCUACGGAUACAAAAAUGGCAACCGCGACUGGUCUCGCAUGCUGCACUACACCACCAACAGCGACCCCACAACAUCGUUCUCAAGGACGGAGGAAAGCGGCCACGACCACCGCGUUGAGGUCAACGCGCGACUGAUGUUGUGCCUGAGCGAGCUUGGCGAGUACGACAAGGUGCUGAAGCAGUGGGGUAUCAUGGUCGACAACUAUAAGGACCGCGUGGCAGAGUCAGACGAGAUGCACAUAUUUUUCUUUGUCUCGCAGUACGCCGCAGAUGCAUCGAUCCGGUUGCAGUCGUGGGACACGCUCGAGUACAUCCUGAACUGGUUACCGCCUGACAUGGUUCUCUACCACGUGUCGAAGGCAGCAUUACAAGUGGUGCGCGGCAACUACGACGACGCGCUCGUCUCCGUGACGAACGGACGCAAGGUUCUGCUGGAGGGGCUGACAAGCCUGCUGCACGAGUCGUAUGCGCGCGCCUACGAGGGGCUGGUGGUGGCGCAGCAGCUGACAGAGGUGGAAGAGGUCAUCGUUGCGAAGCAGACGCAGAAGGCGCUCAACUCCACCGCACACAUACCGCAUCUCUGCCACCUCUGGGAGCAGCGAAUUCGAACGAUGAAUGCGACAGUGCCGACAUGGAAGCAGGUGCUGGGAACCAGAGGGCUUCUCAUCUCCCCUCAUGAGGACGUGAAGACGCGCCUCCAGUUCACCAAGCUCUGUCGGCAGGAGAACGCCCGACAACUGGAGAAGUUCACGCUGGCCGAGCUCCUCGGCUUCGCAAACCCAACCCUGGAACAACUCACGAGCCGCAAUGCGAACCCGCGCGUGGUGAUGCAGUACAUCUCAUUCCUCUCCGACACCAACGCACUUGGCCCCGACAGCGCCUUUGGCACCGAGAGUGACCUCAUCAAGAAGAUGAUUGACGUGCACACCAAGGCGGAGAACUCAACUGUGUUGGCGCGGGCCUACACGCGCCUCGGCAGCAAGGUCGGCCUUAUCGAGUCCGUGGAGUGUUUCAAGACUGCCACCCUGUACGAUCCACAGUGGUUUCUGGCGUGGAGUAAGUGGGCUGAGGCGAACGCGCAGUUGCUCCACACGGACAAGGGCGAUAGAACGUGCCGCAACGCUAUCGAAGGGUUUAUCCGCAGCAUUCAGCUUGGGACGUCCGAUUCGACGCUCAUCCAAGACGUGCUGAAGCUCCUAACGCUCUGGUCGAACCACUGCGACUGUGACCACAACUUGAAGGAGCUGCGCGAGCGCGUCUUUGAUGUGCCGUCGCGCGUGUGGCAUCUUGUGGUACCGCAGCUGGUCGCCCGGCUCGACAUCGGCUCCGACGAUAGCUGCCGGCUUGUGGCGGAUGUCCUGACCAACGUGGGCUACGACUACCCGCACACCUUGGUGUACCCGCUGAAUCUGUGCACCAUGUCGGACUCGGAGCGACGUAAGAGGUACUCAAAUGAGGUGCUGAGUAAGCUGCAGGAGCGAUAUCCGGUGAUUGUGCUGCAAGGCCGUCUCAUGAUCGACGAACUCAUCCGUGUUUCAGCCCUCAUCUACGAGCAGUGGUACGACAAGCUGGAGGAAGCGGCGACUGCCUUCUUUGGCCGCCGCAGUAAGGAGGAAAUGGUGCGCACGCUACUUCCGAUUAAUGAGACUUUGACGAAGGUGCCAGAGACGGUGGUGGAGUCUGAGUUUUUGUCCAGGUACAGCAAGCGGCUGACCGAGGCGUGGGAGUGGCUGCGGUCGUACUCGUCAACGCGUAACACUGGCGACGUUCAAUCGGCAUGGAAGCUGUACCACAGCGUGUACGGCGAUAUUGACAAACAAAUCAAAGCGAGCGACACGCUACAGCUCCAGUUCUGCAGCCCAAAGCUGUUUGAAGCACGUAACCUCUCCAUCGGGAUCCCCGACGCGCGGCCAGUCCGCGAGGAGUCAGUAGCGAAGGUUCAUUGCUUUCAGAAGGACCUCAUUGUCAUUACAAGUAAGCAGCGGCCGAAGCGGAUCGGUAUCAUCACGGACGGGGGAAAGUCGCAGAAGUUCCUCCUCAAAGGGCGCGAGGAUCUUCGCUUGGACGAGCGCGUCAUGCAGCUCUUCUCGCUAGUCAACAUCCUCAUGCAAUCUGACUCGAGGACGAGCAAGAACUUAGGCUUCCAGAUCCAGCGCUACUCCGUUACGCCGUUGAAGGACAACGUCGGCAUCAUUGGCUGGGUCGACGGAUGCGACACAUUGCACGAGGUCGUGAAGCACUUUCGCGAGCGCAAAUUGAUCCCGGUGGAACUGGAGAUGCGCAUGCUGAACCAGAUCAUCACCUUUGACAACACCAAGGCGUACGACUACCUGACCAUCAUGUCGAAGGUAGAGGUCGUGGAGUUCCUCUCCGAUCACACCUCCGGGCAGGAUAUUCGCAAGUCCAUGUGGAACACGUCGCCGAACUGCGAGGUCUGGUACGAUCGCCGCCGCAUGUACACAACGUCCUUGGCAAACAUGAGCAUCGUGGGCUACAUCCUCGGUCUCGGUGACCGUCAUCCGAACAACAUUAUGCUGCAGCGCGCAUCGGGAUUGGUGGUGCACAUAGACUUUGGUGACUGCUUUGAGGUGGCCAUGACGCGCGACAAGUUCCCCGAGAAGGUACCUUUUCGAUUGACGCGCAUGCUGCGCAGCGCGCUCGACGUGUCGGGCGUCGACGGGGCGUUUCGGGCAUGCUCGGAGACUGUGAUGUGCGUGCUGCGCGAAGGCAGUCACAGUGUGCUGGCUCUCCUCGAGGCAUUCAUUCAAGACCCGCUCAUCUCGUGGCGCCUCAUCAACAGACAGGGACAGGAGCCUCAGUCAUCGAACGACCACAAGACCAUCGAGCAGCAGGUGAAUAUUGCCAACAUGAACAAAGCCACGUCGACGGCGGAAGAAGAGUCCAUCUGUGAGUCAAUCGAACAACGCAAUACCGGCUCCUUUAGCAUCGCAAAGCACUUGUUUGGGGAGGAGGUGGAUGUCGUGCAUCAAGGUGUGUUCCUCUUCAACCGCCUCAGCUCCAAGCUCAAAGGGCAGGAUUUCAUCGCGGCCGGCACGGAACCACUCGACCCGCGUACGCAGGUAGGGCAGCUUAUCGACGAAGCCACAGACGUCAUCAACGUGGCUCAGUCGUGGUCGGGAUGGUACCCGUUCUGGUAG